AUUCGUCAUUGUCAACAAAAACAAGACGAGAACGAAGCAAGACUUUCCUUUUAAUUUGUGACGUUUACUUGAAAUGUAAAGAAAUUUAAAGCUAAUCCCGUCGUAUUUAUGUAGUAAACAAUAAUUAAUGAAAAUAUGUUAAGUGUUUUGUUGAUCCUGUAGUUUAUGUGUAAAUUACAAGUUGAAUCAUGAUGGAUGAGUAUGGUCUGGACCCAUACGAGCAGCAGCUUUUAAAAGUAUUCAAUAGUCACGACAGAGAGAAUUGCGGCAGCUUGGACAGAGAGGGUCUCACGCAACUUUGCCAGACUCUGCAGCUAGAUGAACACGGUCUUGAUCUGGUCAAAUGCCUGUUGAAGGAUAAACGUUCUCGAGUAAAUUUCACAGACUUCAAAGAUGCGUUGUUAGCUCUUCUCGGCAACAUGCAAAAUAACAAAUCGUCUGUGAACGAUGAUAAUAUCGAAGAGAAAUCUUCGCCUGAUCGAGAAGUUUCUCCAAAGUUCGUUUAUGGCUCGAAGAAGUACGGUAGACGAUCCAGACCGAGGAACGAAGACAUACAUAAACUUGUCAAUGAAGACGACAAGCCGCAAAGUAUUUCCGUUCAACGCUCUAACUCUAACACCGAAGUCUCUUCUAAGAAACGGAAGACCAACUACAGACUACAGAGAUGCACUUCUCUACCUACUAAUAACGAUUUAGUUAUUGAGGACAAAAAUAUAAAUUCCCAUUUAAUAUCCAAUGACACGGAACUGAUCUGUACUGAAGAAAUGCUUCGAGAAGCUUGGAAGAAGUUGGGUGUUGGAGAGGAUGGGUAUUUGAACCAAACUGAACUUAUUUUAGUUUGUGACGCUAUUGGUCUUCACAAAUUAGCUGAUGGCGUUAUACGACAGCUCUCUGAUAAGUUGACUGUGAAUUGUGACCAUAAGAUAAGUUUUCAAGAAUUGCUGACAAUUUUACAACAGGAUGACACGUGGUUUGAGGUUCUCAACCAUACGAUACCGACCAAGGAUGUGGAACUAGAUGGCUCCCUUUUACACCAAUCCAGCGAAUGUCUCUUCCCAGACUCUCGCACGUUCCAUCUAGUAACAUUGGGACCAGACGGAAAUGGCAUGAUUAACACGGAUGAUCUAAUCGAGAUGUGGGAAAGCGUCGGAGUACAUUCUCCCAAGGAGCUGUUGCAUGAAUUAGGAUUUAACUGCAGGAUGGUUAACAUUUUGGAUUUGGCCGAUGUUCUGGACAAGCAAACCAAAGGGAUUACCGAAGCGACCAGGAGUGAUUUUCAAAGUCCUCACAUCGCUCUGCUGCAGGCCAGUUUGACCCUUUACCAAUCCGAAAUAAAAACCUUCAAGAAUCUCCUGGAGCAAAUGCACGCCGAGCGCGAAAAGCUAAAAUGCCACGUCACCGACGCCAAUAACAGAGCGACGCUUCUCGCCCAAGAAGUCGACGACAAUCAUUCCAGAAUGGAACAGAACACUUUAAAUCAAGUCAAAUUGAUAGAACAAAGGCAUUCCGAUAUCCUAAAAGAAAUCACAGCCCAGUUUACCAAAGAAAAAGAUCAUAUCACAACUAUCAAUCAAACCCUGGAGGACAAAAUCUCGACUCUGGAACAAGAAGUCAAUAAACUCAAGAACGAUCUAUCGAUAGCUCAGAAAUAUUCGUUGAAUGUGGAAAAGGAGAACCAAGGUCUGUCGUUGAAAAUCGCUGAGUUGGAAAGAGACAGGAGUCUGCUUAGUGGCCAGAUAGAUGUCCUCGAAAACGAGAAGCUUAAGUUGAAUGAAAUGGGCCAGGAAGAGAAUAAGGUGUUGAUGGCGAAGCUGAGUACGUUGCAGAUGGAGAAUGCGCAGUUGAAGGAUAAAAAUGACGAGAUGGUGUCGGAGAUCGAGAGUUUAUCUAACAAGAUGGCGAGCAUGAGGAUGAAAGUGUCUAGUACACCGACGACCGUCAACACGCUCGACCAAUCGAUGGAGGAGAACAUAUCCAUAAUCUGCGAAGGUGUCGGGCUGGGAGCCAAGCGUAGGAGUGACUACUCUCCAUCUAAGGAUAAUCUCUUGUUCGGAAUAGGCGAUAGUAGUCCGAGAUUGGGAAAAAUCCGAAAAUUCCAUACCAAAAAUCAGGAUAACUUCGAAGUCCCUUUCACCUCCAGCGAAAGCGGCUUUGACACUGAAGUUGACUGUCCGGAUUCGCCCCUUUGCGACGAAUCCUCCAGCGAAAACGAAGAACUUACCCGACUACAAUCAAAAGUGGCCUUUCUGGAGCAGAUCCUUAAACAGAAUGGUAUUCCCGUGCCCAACACUGGCUGUGAGAGCUUGGUAGCGAACUGGAGUACAAACCCGGAAUAUUUAUAUAGUAGAGUACAAGAACUAGAGAAAUUAAUCAGGGAUAUAAAAGAAGCCAUGAGAACGAUGAUCGAAAAAGACAACAUAAACUGUGAUACUUUGAAAAAGGUUAGUGAGACAUUGGAGAAGUCAUUCCUUCGUAACAGUGCUAACUCUUUAGAUGCAUUUAAACUCGACAGUCCGCAAAAAGAUUGCGCUUGCGCUAGCUCACAAACAGACUUUAUCGACGAAUUUGAGGCGAAGGUGGCUCAACUAGAAGCGAAAAACAAAGACUUGUGCGCUAAAUGUGCCGACUUGGAAAAUUGUGUCGAGUUAUUGCGGAACGAGUACGAGAAAUGCGAGGACUAUUGGCAGAAUAAGGUCGAUGAAGAAAGACAAAUGUACGAAGCUGAGCAAAAAGUCAAUAGCGAUAAAUUGGCGGAUUUAAUUAUAAAGAUGAAAGAGUAUGAAGAGCAAUUCACCGAUCAAGAUUUGCCAGAUGGUCGACUUCCUACUAUAGAAGAGACUUAUCAUUUAGAAAAACAGUUUACCGAUUUGGAAGAAGAGUUUGAAGUGUAUAAAGAAGAGAGCGAAACAAAACUGUUACAGAAGGACGAGGAAAUAGCGUUUUUGAAAGAAAAAUUGACUGAGUUAGCACUGAAACAAGCGAAGGAUGUAGCCGUCCAAGUUGAACUAGAUACUGAAGAAAUUAGAAUAUUGAACAAAAUGCAAAAUUUGUCGUGUUAUGUAAUUGAGAAUACUAGUCGAUAUCCAGAAGAAAUGAUGCCACCUAGUCCUCAAAUCCAAAGUAAUGCAUCAUAUAUGAAUCAGUCGCUGGUCUGGAAUCAGCAAGGGAGAAGUGAUGAACAAUCAGAGAAUUGUAAGUCUCUUCCAGUUAGUUGGAGUUUUGAUAACAAAACCGAAUCGAAUGGUCCGUCCACGUCUUGCAGUACCACUAGUUUAGACAAAAACUCUACCCCCUGUACACCUUGUAGGCCUAAGAGAACAAAGAAGUACAACAAAAAUAUUUAUAAGAAAAACGUGCCAGAAAAGGACGACGGGCAUCGUGACACAGAUCAAAGAACUGGUUCUGGAAGUCAGAACAGUUGUCCGAAUUUUGGACCUGAGCAGAAAAUAGUCAUACCUUUAAGAUCUUUCCAUAAUUUGAAUGCUAGGCGGAACUUUUUGGAACAAAGAGUCAGAAGUCUGCAAGUAUGUCUUCAACAACAGAAAUACUGCCAUGAACAAAUGAUGCAACAUUUCUGGCACCAAUUUAGCGGAGAACAAGCCGAGACUCACUCCAAGCUGAAAUACUACCAAGAGAAACUCGACCAACAAGUCCGGAUAAAUCGGGAGCAGUUGGACAAGUUAGAAAAGACUGACAUGCUGGUGAAGGACCUCUAUGUCGAAAACUCGUACCUUAUCGCCAGCAAGCAAAGGCUGGAAGAACAACGGUGUCACAUGCUAGCUCAUUGUAACUCUAAUUCCGUAUAGUGAAGUUUUAUUUAUUUUCAGUUUAAGUUAUAUUUCCAGUAUCUGGAUGACAAUUAUUUUUAUUUGGUGAAGAAACUCUUAGUUAUGUUCUUUAUAAUAUAGAGGAACUGGUAUUCGAUUUAUUAAUUUGAAAUUUUUUAAAUGGAUAAUUGCGAAAAUUCGAUGUGUCUUUGGAAUAAACAAAUCAGAUUUAGUUGGUAGAGAGCAGCACAUUAGGCACCAGAAGGUAGGAACACCUUGUGUAUUUUUCCUAAAGAUUGAGAAGUAGAAGUCGCAGACAAUCUAGGAGAGAAAAAAAGCAGGAUUCUUAAACAAAUGUCCUACUAUACAGUGUGGUAGAGAUGUAUGCAGUGCCAUAUACUUUGAAUGGCAUAAAAUGUGUCUUUGAACUAUAUAGUAACCGGUAAAGUAUUUGAAAAUACCUCUUUUGUAGAGGUUGCUACCUAGUUCAGGCAUAUACAAUAGUGGUAUUUUGUUUCGUCCACAGUAGAGGGCGCUAAGUGAGUUUGUUCAAGAAUCUUGUCUUUUUCUCCGAGUUUGUCUUCCCCUGCUACUUCUCAAAUGUCAUGGUGUGAACGGAAAGAAAAGACACAUGCAAUGCCUUUUGGUGACUGAUACGCUGUCCUAUUUAAAACGAAUUACAGAUUUUUUUGUUUGAGUGAUAGAGAUAUUUCAAAUUUAGUUUGCUAACUAGUCAGAUAUUUUAAACGAAACUCUAGAUAUAACUGAGGAUAUAUCUCUGGACAAUAACAAUAUAGAAAAUGUUGAGUCUUAUAUAUACUUAGGACAAAAAUUCCACUAUCAAAGCUAUAUGCUAAAUAUAAAUAAAUCAUAACUAUAUACUAUGUACUAAAGACUGAUUUAAAUAGAAGAUGUUCCUUAGAAUGGACAGCUUUUGGAUGAUUACAAACAGUAUUCAACUCAAACUUAGCAAAUACUUUAAAGGCAAAAGAUCUCGAUCAGUGCGUAUUGCCGGUUCUGAUAUAUGGAACUGAAACAUGGACUUUUAACAACAACAUAGUCCACAAACUCUAAGUAACUCAGAGAGCUAUGGAAUAGAGAAUGCUUAACAUUAAGCUCAGCGAUUGUAAAUCCAAUGAAGAAAUAUGAGGACGAUCAAAGGUAACAGAUGUAUUCCAAAAGAUUGCUAUGUUAAAAUAGAACUGGGCAUGACACAUAGGAAGAAUGGAAGACAAGCGUUGGACGAAGCGAAUUGUUGAAUGGAGACCAAGAGAAGUAGAGGCAGAACUCAAACCAGAAGGACUAAUGACAUCAAGCGAAUGACUGGUCCCGAGUGGAUAGAAAAAACAACGAACAGAAAUUAAUGGACACACCUGAGGGAGGCUUACAUCGACGAUGGAUGGAAUAGCUGUUGAUGAUGAAUAGUAGAGCUGUCGAAACCAUUUUUUGCUAAAUUUGUACUUUUUUCUAGCAUUUAUUCUAUUACAUAAACAUUUUUGCAAAAACUCGUAUCACUGUUACUAAUAAACCAAGUAUAAAAGUUAUAAUGAGAAUAAAUCAGAUAUAGGCAAAAUCACUACCAAUAAACAUGGAAUAACUUAGGUAUAGGUUAUACUUGGUAUAAGAAUUCAUUCCAAAUUUAUACCGACCCACACCCUUGUUUAAGUCUGGUAUAAACUAUUUUAUGACUGUCAAAGUCAUCAGAGACAAAAAUAUAUUAUUUUUUGAUUUGUUUUGUGAGUAGAUCAGAGAGUAGAUAUAUAAUAAAAAAUGUGUUUAAGAGGUAUUGCGGCUAACGAGGAAGUUGAUAAUUUAAUUAACAUGAUGGAAAAUACACGAAAAAGGAAAACUUUCAAAGAAAGCAUAAAUUCCUUUUAAAAUAAUGCAGAAUAAAAAUCCGGUUUCCUAAAGAUGAUGUAAGGUUUUUAUAAAAAUUAUUAGGUGAUUCACUUAUUGUGAACAAGCGAGGAGGAGGCUUAUUCUCCACUCUACAAGAAAAAUAAGGUCUUUAUUUUCUAUAAUAUGUAGAACAUCUCUUACAAUAUUCUUCAUAAUAUGCUGAAAUUAACAUAUUUACAUUGUAUUUAUAAGUAUAAUAAAUCAAUUUGUUUACUUUUCUUCACUUUCCCAUUUAAUGCAACGUUCUCUUUUAUUUGAAGCCAUUUUAUGAAAUACUCAAACUCAACAUACAACAUACGAAAUAACGAUUUAUUAAAAUAUAGCGGAAAAUACAAAGUUCUCUUUUAUUGGAAGCCAUUUUAUGAAAUAGUCAAACUCAACAUACAAGAUAAGAAAUAACGAUUUAUUAAAAUAUAGCAGAAAAUACAACAAUGGGCCAGAGCCUAUCAAAAAAUUAUGAAGUAAAAUUUGAUGUUAAAAAUCUACAUUUUUUGAGUUUAUACGACUCGUAAAGGGAAAAGCAACUGCGGGUAGUUCAUCAAAAAAUGACGGAAUUUGGUUUGUUAGUUGCAGAGAAAAGUCAAAAUUGACAUAUUUCACCCAAUGUAUAGUCGUUUUAUGCAUUUGUGUAGAAGAUUGCGCUGUUGCCAAACUAUUAUUUCGGAAUAAAGUGGGAAUACUUAUAACUAACUUAUACCGAGUUUAUUGGUAACAAAUUAUUUUCGUAUUAUGUCUACCUUAUACUUAGGAUAACUAUUCUAGAUAUAAAUACGGAAUAACUUUAGAAUACGAGUGUUUUAUUACGUAAGGCAGUAUAACUAUAAUAAUAUGGUAUUCAAGGCUGAUGUGCAUAGGUGGUUUAAGAUUAGCUAACUACCUUUAACACAACGUAUUUUUGCCACUAUCCAUUUGAAACUUAUUUCACUAGAGCCGUAGUGUUGUGACGUCAAGCCUUCAUUUUUUGAGGUUAUGUUUAAUCUAAAUCAACCAAAUUCAACUUUUUUAAGACUUGAUCAAGAAUCAAAAUAAAUCUAACCUCAAAAAACGAGAUGAAGACGUCAAACAUAUGACGUACAGAUUGUUUGUUGGUAAUACUGAUAGUGGCCAUCUUUAUUUUUAAUUUUUAACCUGAAUAGGAUAGUUUUAAUAUUCAGUUUUAGUUAGACAACGAAGUGAUACUAUAAGCUACUUUAAUAAUAGUUCAAUCCUAUUAUCACCUCACUAACAAUCAUUCUUUAAAAUUUGCAUGUAUUUACAGCAUUUUUCUCGUCUGUAUUUUUUUAAGGAAUUGAUAUCUCAGGUAGGUAUUAUACAAAAUGAUGAUCGCUUUGAAUAAAAUCGGUCUAAUAUGACAUAGUUCUAGUGUACCAGCACGGAGGUUUAAUAUCGUUAGCACAGAUGUGACGAAUUUUUGUUUACAGGUAAAGAAUAUUUGAAUUGAGCAUUGUAUCAAUAUGUAACAAUGACCAAUGUAUAGGAGUGGACUUACUACCUAUAACAUUGGAUGCUUUCUUUAGGCUUCAACUUGAAAAAUGUUUUUAUUAACGUUUCGACUUCCACUUCGGACGUCGUUGUCAAAAUACAAAAUAUUAAUAAAUUAAACAAAAAUGUUGUUGCUUAGUAAAAAAGUUCUUCUGAUAAAUUAAUUUAAUAUGACUCAUUCAUAUCGGCAACUCAGACAUAUAUAUUAUACAUAAAAAAUGUAUAAACAUUUUCAAUUUCUUUGCAAUCCGAAAAUGCAGUAGCAUUAUACCCUAGUUAAAUCGGAGAGUGCAGGAAGAGUCUAUACCGGUUUCGGGUAUUUUUUUUUUUUUUGUUUAUACCACCUGUUGUCAAUCUGGUGGUAUGGGAACGAUAUUUAUUGUCGUUUUCUGUGCUACUUGAUUGAUAACUUAUUUUGUUUCUCGGUAGACGUCUCUAGGAUAUCCACGGCCCAAAGCGAGGUACCUGGUUAAUUUGGAGAGAAGAGGAUAUGGGACUACUGAUGAGGGUAAAAAAAAUACCCGAAACCGGUAUAGACUCUUCCUGCACUCUCCGAUUUAACUAGAGUAUAAUGCUGCUGCAUUUUCGGAUUGCAAAGAAAUUGAAAAUGUUUAUACAUUUUUAAUUCAUUUACUGUUUUAUGGAGUACUAAGGAAUCAUUCUCGUUGGAACUUUUACCACGCUGAGCAGAUGGAACGUUAAUUAUUUAAAAUUCCCUCAUCAUAAUUUCGUCUCGGCACCCGUAUGAUUUAUAAUUUUUGAAAAUCCGGGGGGUAGUAACCAGAGAAAGUUCCACCUGUUGUUAAUCGGGUGGCAUGGGAACGAUAUUUUGUCGUUUUCUGUGCUACUUGAUUGAUAACUUAUUUUGUUUUAUAUAUAUAUAUAUAUAUAUAUAUAUAUAUAUAUAUAUAUAUAUAUAUAUAUAUAUAUAUAUAUAUAUAUAUAUAUAUAUACGUCUUCAUAUCAAGGCGAGAUCCGACUAAAUCGAGGACAACCCGAGAUCCACCAAUAGGAAAUUAAUUAUUGGAGUAUAUGUUUCAUAACUAUCUUUAUUAAUGACAUAUUAAUCAUGGCACACUUAGAGGGGAAAAGAUUUUUGUACUUAAAUUUUUCUGAUAAAUUUACAGCGAAACGAGAUCCGUAGCUGAAAAGUAAAGGGGAGGACUUAUAUACGAAAUUUUAGAUACUUACCGAUCAACGCGAGAUCACACACUGAUGCCAGCUCUAAAGAGUAUUAGUCAAGCGAUUGGAGCUCGUAUUGUACUGUAUAUUUCCCACGAUAUACAGAUAUAUAGUGGGCGGAGUAAAUGCCGGCAGCAACAGCAUUGUCUCGAAUUCUUUAUGUAUCUUUUAAAUAUCGCUUCUUUUGUGGCUUUAACGUCUACGAUUUAAGUCCCUUAGUUUUGUUACAUACAUAAGGGUGUGAAAAAAGAAAAAAAUACUUCACAAAUAUUAACCAUUUAAUAAUGAUAAUUAUUUGAAAUACAAUAUUUUCAAACUAUACAUUAAUAUUCUUAAAAAACACUUACUACGAAACCAAAAUGUAAUUAUUAUAUUCUUAAAUAAUACAAAUUGUUACAAAAUAAUUAUUUAAAUGAUUGCUUGUUUUAAAAAUAUGUACAUUACAAGGAAGUAAAAACUUUUAUAAUUAAUAUUAAAGUUUAAAAAAUAAAAUAACUCAAUAUGUAAUUAUUAUUUGAUAGUUUAAAAAUGAUUUUAAGUAAAAUGAUUUAAAAGAUAAAAAGAAACACACAUAAUUUUCAGGGUCAACUCUUAAUUGCAUCAAAAUUUGGAUUUAGGUUCUACCCACCCCCACUUCAAAGUUGAAUUUGUGCCGUUGAUUGCUUUUACUUGGAGGGUGAAAAAAUAUAUGUUUAAAAUAAGUCCGGAAACAGAUCUGACUAACUUUAAGAAACUUUUGUUCUAUAGAGUUUUUUUAACUUAGGUACUAGGUUAAUUCAGUAGUAGGUACUAGAGUCACUUGCGACUAAAAAUGUUUACUUUUCAACAAAAAAAACAGGUUUUUCGGCGGUUUUUCGCAAAUACUCAAAAAGAAAGUAUUUUAUCGAAAAAAUAUUCUUGGAAAAAAUGUAGCAUAUAAAAAAACGAAAAAAUGGUAUAUUCAUAGUCUAUAGAACCAGUAAAAGUAAAUUUGUAGCUCAUAAAAAGACGAUCUUAUCCUUCAAAUUCCAAAUCAAAUAUUUUAACGUGAUACAUAGUACCAAAAAAUGAAGCUCUUUUCGGGGAAAAACCCAUUAAAAUUUUUUUAAAGUGUUUAAAAAAGCUUGAUUAUAUUUUAUAAAAGUUAUAUACGGGUAGAAAAGACAACGGAACGAAUUUUCGAACGUUUAAAGAGACGACAUCCCAGAUGUACCAAUUUCUGGACAAUUGAUCCAAAGACUGGACUCUAACAACGAAACAGUUGUGGAUUUUCAAGUUUUCAAUGAGAGUCAGAAUGAAAAAACAUUAGUGACAUCGAGUAUGAUGGUUUGGAGAAUUUGGCUGGUUAUAUCUGCCAUACAUUGAAGGACUCCAGUAUUCAAUCCGAAGAUGUUUCAACGUACACGUGGGUUGAUCAUUUGUGUAAAUGUGGUUUAUGUAAACCAUCAGACACUCUCUUGUCAUAUAUUAAGUAACUGGAGACAAUUUUUACUUUCACAGAAUGGUGAUUCCAUUUUGGUAACUAAAAAUUAUUUAGAAAACCUUAUGUCCAAAAGUGUAACUGUAGACUCUUCUAACAAAGCGAACAAGUUAUUUUUUAGGUCUCGGAUGUACUUCCGAAUUAAAGAAUUAAACAAGUCUCUUAACAACCUGACAUUGCGUAAAAGAAAAAUUAUGAAAACUGCUACAUAGUUGCUGUAUGUACGUCUAUUUCACAUGCACAAAAUUUGAAUAAAAUGCAUGGCAUGAAAACUGUAAAACUUAUUUUUGUCUUUUCCAAGCCUCUUACUUAAAUCUGAUGAAAUACAUUAUUUAAAAAGUAAAAAAUUUUGUUUUUUUAUCAAUCCAUUAAAUUUAUGGUUUUAUUUUGGGGUUUUUCUUCCCCUUGGUAAAAAUUAUAUUUACUAAUAUGUAGGCCACUAAUCAAUUUUUGUCAACUAACGAAAUAUAAUAAUUUUAUUAGAUAUCGAUUAUAUGAAUAUUUUUAUUUUCCGGAUACCAAUAUAAUCAAGAAACUGGGAAUUUUACAAAUAACUGAAAAUCAAUUUAAAUAAAAGUAAAUAGUUUAAUAAUUUUCCUCUAAACUAUAAAAAUCACUUAGUUUCUUUUAGUCAUAAUUCAUUCAUUUGUACUAUUCUCAAAUUUCAUUCGCGUUCGUAUUACGAACGCAUAGACGGGAUUAUGCUUUACUCUGUUGCUGACGUCAUGCGCCAAUCGGACGAGCUUACGUAACUAGAAAAGCAGGGUGUGCAUAUUUCCGGGUCCCGGUGAAUUCGUAUCUAUUUUAAUCCCCCAUCCUAAUUACAGGCCAACUGGCAACUCUGGUGCGCAGGUAAUUUUUAGAUAACCCAUUAACUACCGGUGAAUUGGUAACUUUCAUUUUUUAAGUAUUGUUAAUAAUCUAAUAUCGGUAUUCCAGGUAUUUAGCGCUGCACUCCUAGAAAAUGGAAAAAAUGGCACAGGAAGUGAAACCGAUGAUGAAAGGAAACGCAAAAGAGAAAACUUGGAUGAUUGUUUUAAUAGAAGUAAAAUUAAAAAAAGGUCACCAAGCAAAGCAGGCAACGAAAACAAGGAAGACAUGGAAAAUAUUAUGAUUACAAUAAUGAAAGAGCUAAUGCAUAAAAACGAUGAAAUGUUUCAGGAAAUAAAACAAAUAAGGAAAGAACAACAACAAACCAAUAAAGAGUUAAUGGAUGUAAAAGCAGAGAAUCAAAAACUAAAAAAAGAAGUAAAACUGCUACAUGAAAGAAUGGAGCAACUGGAGAAAUUUAGCAAAAAGAAAAGCUUGAUCGUAACUGGGUUGAAAGUAGAAACAAAUGAUUAUAAGAAAUUAAAAGAAGAAAUGAAAAAUUUCAUUGCCCAAGAGUUGCAAACACAAAUAAAACUAAGAAGUGCAACAAAAAUAGGAGAAACAGUAUGCUCAAUAGAAACAGAAGCUCUCACGGAUAAAAUGAAAAUCCUAAACAAGAAACGUAAACUAAAACAGCAUAAAGAUUGGACAUCGAAAGAAAAAAGAAAUACAAAAGGAAAUAACUAAAAUAGCAAAGGACGAAAUAAGCAAAGGUAAGCAAACGAAAAUCGGCUACAAGAAAUUAAUAGUGAAUGGCAAAAUCUAGAUAUGGGACGAAGAGAGAGAACAGCUGAUAGAAAAUUCAAAAAACAAAUAAACAAAGAACAGCGGCUGAAAUAUGAUAUUGACAUGGCAAAAAAAGACUCGGCAAUGCAAACGGUUAACGAAAACAAAAUAACGCACACAAAAUAAAGAAAGAAUCUCAAUAAGAAGAAAAGAACAAAACCCAUUAGAAUGGGAUCUUGGAAUAUUAGAACCAUGCUGGCAGUAGGUAAGAUGCAAGAAAUAGCUCUUGAAAUGAAAAAAUACCAACUAGAAAUCCUAGCCCUACAGGAAAUACGAUGGAAGAAAGAAGGAAAAAUUAAGAAGAAAAACUUUAGCAUGUAUUAUUCGGGAGAAAACAAACAGGGAACGAAUGGUACGGCAGUUAUGGUGAACAAAAAAAUGAGGGAAAAAGUGAUACAAUUCAAAGCAGUUAAUGAAAGGAUAUCUUACAUAAGAAAAUAAACAAGCCAACAUCUCGAUAGUCAAUUGCUAUGCACCCACUGAAGAAGCAAACGAAGAAGAUAAAGCAGAAUUCUACGACAUCCUGGAAGAAACCUGUGAAGAUAUUCCGAGGAAUGACAUAUUAAUAAUAUUGGGUGAUUUCAAUGCAAAGAUCGGAAAGGAGGACUAUAAUCGUAAUGUAGUUGGCAAAGAAACCAUUCAUGAAACUACGAAUGAUAAUGGAGGAGAAAUCUGCAACCUAGCAGCAGCAACAAACACAUAUAUAGUUAGUACUGGGCAUAAACAUAAAAAAGAACACAAAAUAACAUGGAUAAUAUCAGGAAGAAAGGAUGGAAACCAAAUAAAUCAUACUCUAAUUUCGAAAAAGUGGACAAAAAUAGUACAAGACGUAAGGUCAUAUAGAGGGGCAAAUGGAGGCACUGACCACAUAUUGUUGAUAGCAAAACUUAAGAUUAAAAUAAUCAAAGUAAAUAAUCAUAAGGAAGGAAAAAGGAGGAAAUGGAAUAUAGCCAAUCUGAAAACGCAAGAAACAAAGCAAUAAUAUACAGAACAACUGGAACAGAAAUUGGGUCAGUACGAGCACAUAGAAAUAGAAGGAGAAUGGAAAAACAUAAAGAACAGCAUAAUAGAGACAGCAGAACAAAUAAUAGGAUUCCAAAAAAACAAAGAAUCGAAAGAAUGGUUUGAUGAGAAAUGUUCACAAUAAAGUCAACUGAAGCACGUCGCAAGAAACAAAUGGCUACAAAGUGCCGAACAGGAACAACUGGACCAAUAUAGAAAACAAAAACAAGAAGCAUUGAAACUCUAUAGAAGAAAGAAGAACACAUGGAUCUCUGAACAAAUGCAAGAAUUAGAAACGAAUAAUAAAGACAAAAAGAAAUUGUUCGAAUAGAUAAAACAACAAUACAGUACCAAAAAAUCUGUCACAAAAAUAAACAAAAAAGAUUGGGAAAAACAUUUCACGGACCUAUACAAAACGACAAUAAGGCAUAUUCAGAGCAUGAGGAUAUGAAAGAUAACAGAGAUGAAGAGGAAGGCGCACGUGCUUAUCAGGAAUUCAUGGAGGAAUUAAAACAACUAAAAGUAAACAAAACGCCAGGGACAGAUGAAAUCAACAACGAACUGAUCAUCAACGGAGGAGAGGAGCUCACGAAGCGAAUGCACAAGUUAAUGGUUACAAUUUGGAAGGACGAAAGCAUGCCCAUAGAAUGGAAAAACGGACACAUCGCACCAAUCUUUAAGAAAGGAACUCCAACUAAGUGCUGCAACUAUAGACCAAUUAUGCUACUAAAUACAACGUAUAAGAUAUUGACCAUAAUUAAUUAUAUUAAUUAAUUAUAUUAAUUAUAAGAAACCCACUAAAUCAAUACACAGAAAAAAUUAUAGGCCCAUACCAACAGGGUUUUAGAAAAGGAAGAUCAACAAUAGAUGCAAUACACGUACUGACACAAACAAUUGAAAAAAGCUAUGAACAUGACAUAGAAUUACACAUACUAUUCAUCGACUUCCAACAGGCCUUCGACGGCAUAUACAGACAACAAUUAAUAAAAGAAAUGAAAAAAAUGGAGAUACCUGCAAAAUUAAUAAGACUAACUAGAAUGACAAUAAAAGACUCAACAGCAAAGUGAAAACAAAUGAGGGCGAUACAAAUGACAUCAAAAUAGAACUUGAAGUAAGACAAGGAGACAGUCUGUCAACGACAAACGACACUAUUUAAUAUCGCUCUAAAAGGAGUAAUUAGGGACACAGGGCUGAAAAAGACAAUUAUUCAAAGCUCAACACAGAUCAUAGGAUAUGAAGAUGACCUGGGACUGGUAGCACGAGAUAAAAAAAAAAGGCUAGAAGAGGCACUUUUAACCCUGGUAAGAGAAGCAAAGACGAGAGGAUUAAUCAAUCAGAAUAAAACAAAAUAUCUUAUAAGCACAAGAGACAAUGUAAACAGAAUAACAGAAAUAAAGAUAGGUGAAAAUACAUUCCAGAGAGUAGAUUGCUUCAAAUACCUGGGGGUGAUAGUGGACGGCAAAAACGAAAGGAGUAUAGAGAUAAACGAAAGAAUUAAAGCAGGUAAUAGAGUGUAUUGGAAAUAUCACCGACUACUCAAGGACAAAAACCUGAGCAAAAAAAAAACAAAAUCAAAAAUAUACACAGCAGCAAUCAGAUCAGUGAUAGCCUAUGGAGCAGAAGUAAUGUGCCUUAAGAAAAAAGACGAAGAAAAGUUAAGAAUAGUUGAGAGAAAAAUUAUGAAAAGAAUACAUGGCCCAGUAAAGACAGAAACAGGGGAAUAAAGAAAGCAUGAACCAUGAAAUAAUAAAUAUAAAUAAAGGAGAAGAUAUAGUAAAAUUCAUUAAAGCACAAAGGCUCAGAUGGUUUGGGCACACACAAAGAAGAGGGGUAGAAGAACUGAUCAGGAAGAUAAUGAACUGGAAACCAGUAAAAAAUAGACCAAGAGGAAGACCAAAAAUAAGAUGGGAAGAUCAACUGCUAGACGAUAUAUCAAAGAUGGAAAUUGCAAACUGGAGAGAAAAGAUUCAGGACUUGAGAGAGUGGAAGAAGAUAGUAGAGAAGGCAAAAAAACAUCACAACCUAUGAACUACGACCUAAAGGAAAAGCGGACUAAUUUACCGCUUGAAAUGGAUUAAAAGAGCUCAUAUUUGAGCGAACUAUACUCUAACAAGAGUGAACGGUCCAUAUAAUAAUUCCAGGUAUGUACCUGUAUAAAUUACCCUCCUUGAAGGUGGUGUAAAAGGUACUCAUCAUUUAUGUAUUGUCUUUUGGAAGGAUUACUAGAGAAAAUCCAAAUAAAUUUUGAAAAAAUGGCUGAAAUCGCUGAAAUUCUUGUAACAAAUUUGGUAAUCAGUGAACAUGGGUAUAAGUUAUUGGUGGUAAAUGACUUUAAAUUUCACUUAAAGAAAGUGCUAAAAAGUGGAAAACAUUUAUGGUACUGUUCUGCAUCUGGUUACCAGGCAACCUGUUAUACCGACGGUUAGUUUUUUUUUAAUAUUUUGAGUAGUAACUAUGUUGGAUAUCAACAAUUUGAUGUCAAAAAUGCACAUUUUGCCAUUUUUUGUCUACCAGUAAGAAGAAAAACAUUUAAAACAAAAUUUAAGAUAACCGCAUUAUAGAGCAUGUAAAACAAUUUAAACAAGGUUUUAUAAAUUUCGCUAAACUUAAUUGUUGCUUAUAAAACUAUAAAUUAAGUCAGUUUAACGUUAAUAUAACUUAUGUAAAAAUACAACUUAUAUCUGGAUAUUAAGUGAAAUAGCUCAAAGAAAUGAGUAAAAAUACACGGUUUUUAUGACACUCAGUGUAACUACGUAACAAUUCGCACACCUAGUUCAAUUGUGCCACAACUGCAAAAAAUUCGAAUUUUGAGUUAAGGCUGUAAAAUAUUGCCUAUAUAAUGGCCCAUCUAAUGCAAUACAGCCUGAACUAAAAUAUUGUUUUGGAUAAGUAUAAAGUAAGUUACUUCGGUAUUUCACUGUAGGGUUUUUGGAGGUUUUGAAAAUGCAAUACGGCCAUAACUGGGAGAUAUGGCGAUAAUAUACACUGCCACAAUACAACCGAUGUAAUUCAAUACGUUCAAUAAGGCCACAACUGCAAAAAUCAAGAGAGAUGUGGCGAUAAUAUACACUGCUGCAAUACAACCGGUAUAAUUCAAUACGGCCACAACUGCAAAAAUCAAUUGAUUUUUUCAUUAUAUUGCCGCCGUAUCUCCUAAGUAUUGUUUUAUAAAUGACUUUCUUCACAAUACAAUAUCACCAUAACUAUCAAAACAAUAAUAACGUUUUAUUUUUAAUAAAUUGUAAUAAGAUCCAGCCAAUAAGUGUAUAAUUUACUACCUAAAUUGUAAUUUUAAAGCCAGUCACUCUCAAAAUAAAUUAUUUACAGGGCAUAACGCAUUUACUACAGAGCGUUUUGCUCAUUUCUCGAGAAUAUUGUGUUUUGCACUUGUGGCACUAUUGAACUAGGUGUGCGAAUUGUUUUAGUUUCUAUAUGGACGGAAUAACAAAAUUUAUGUACAUCUGACCAAUUUUUUCUCAUUUUAAUUAUUUAUUGACGAUUUAAAUGAAAAAUAGCCGAUUUUAAGAAUUUUCGUCUAUAAGUUACAAUAUUUUACCAAAAAACUGAAAAAAUAACCGAUUAGUUUAUUGAAAUAGCCUUAAAAUGAGUUGAAGUCAAAUAGAAUUGGAGCUUUGUUUAUCAAUAAACAUUAAUGAAAAGUAUACAUUUGCGACAGGCUCUGUGUUGGCUUAAUCCGUUACUAUUCAAAUUUAUUUCUUACGUUUUAAGCUAACUACCUGAGGUACCCCUAAACCCUAAAAAUGUCAUCAAAACGACGAUUUUGAAGCUCUUCCGAUUGUAUUAAAGAAGCUAUUAUCGAUUAAAAAAAAGUUGUGUAUUUUAAUUCUAAAUUUCAACUAUUUAAUUAAAAAUAAAGGGUUUCAGUUGAAAAUUCAAAGUUGCUACACCCAUCGCUUUUGCAGGCCGAAUAAGAACCCUGCUAUUGCAUAAGUAUAUAGAUUUUGAAAAACCAUUAAAAAGCAUUCCAAAGUUUUUUCGAUAUGCCGUCUAGGUCUCGAGAUAUUUGACAAUCGCCUUUCUGGACAGAGCCCUUAAAUAAUGUAAAUAUUCUUAUUAAAGCUAGACAUAAGCCGAGUGAGAGAGCUGACCGUGAAAUUCAUGUGCGAUGUUUCCAAAUUUACCGGAUCUCAGGUUGUCUGCAAAAUAUAUAUUUAGCAUAUACACAACGGAUCGCGCGAGCUGCCCUCUACAGCGGAUUUAGUGGAACCACUGCAAUAUAAAAUUCACCAAAAGGGGUGCAAAAUGAGGUCCAGACAAAAAUCGAUUUCCUUGUACCCCAACCAUUGUUACAUCGAGAUGUCACUAUAUACACGUGAAUACAAGGUGAGAUCCAAAAUCGGAUCUCGCCUUGAUAUGAAGACAUAUAUAUAUAUAUAUAUAUAUAUAUAUAUAUAUAUAUAUAUAUACAUAUAUAUAUUAUUAUUCUUUUUGUAUUAUUAACAGUCACUACAUAUUAAUAAUUAUAUAUAUAUAUAUAUAUAUAUAUAUAUAUACAUUUUAAAGUAGAAGACUUUAAAGACGAGGAAAAAACCUCAUGAUACUAUCUCAACAUUGUAAGUAUUUGGUCUUACAUUCAGUUUACCCUCAAAACUAACACCAAAUUCCGAUUUUAUAUGUAUGUUAUUUUAAAUUAUAAAUAAUAUUAAUAAUACAUAGAUAUAUAAAGAAUACUAAAAUAUAAAGUAUGUACUAUCCUCGAUAUAUUAUCGACUUACUAAUCGUGGUAUUUUCUUUCUAUUGACUUCCUCUUUUAGUAUGGGUAACCACAUCCUACUGCAUUCUACCGAGAACUUUGCGACACAAUUGGUUUCAUUUAGCAUAAUUAGAACUAUUUAAUUUAAUUAUGAUUUAUCAUAAUUUAAUUUGAUUUUUCUCUUUUUAUUAUCUGUUUCUUUUAGGACUAUACUUGAAUCUUUCCACUGAACUCUAUGUUCAUUGUGAUUUUUCCUCGUGAUUUACUAUGGAAUCACUAACACGAGAAUUUUACUGUCACCAUUGCAUGUGGUUGUCUUUUUAAAGACAGAUCACAUACUAUAAUUUUUUUGUGGCAGAUAUUCUUGAGUUAAAGUUGAUUUCUUUAAUCGAAUGAACUGUCUUUCAAUAAAGUCGUCCCAGGAACGUAACUCAUAAAUAUUGGCAAUAUCAUUUUAAAGUCUUCUACUUUAAAAUGUAUAAUAUAUGUCUGAAUUGCCGAUAUGAAUGAGUCAGAUUAAAUUAAAUUAGAAGAAUUUUUUUACUAAGCAACAACAUUUUUGUUUAAUUUAUUAAUAUUUGUAUUUUGACAACGACGUCCAAAGUGGCAGUCGAAACGUUAAUACAAUCAUUUUUCAAGUUAAAUUGUGGCUUAUUUCCCAAUUAGCAUAAUAAAUUACAUAAAUGCCCCAAAGAAAUAGCUUCAGAACAAUAUUCUUUAAGCUUCGACUAGCUCUGUCUCUCAGGUGUAGCUACGUCUUAUCUUAAAUGCAAAUCUGAACCGAGAGAAAUGGAGGAACAAAUAAAAGAUUAUAUUAACUAAUAACAUUUAUAAUACACAAAGUAAUGAAUAAGAUCGGUAGCCACCUGAGGCACCGCAGACGUUCGGAUACAAUAAACGUCUCUUUGUAAAGACAAUAAAGUCGACUUUACUAAGUAACAAGAUAUUUACUCAACACACACACUACACAUUACUGCUCUAUUGUUAAACCAUUGUGACUAGCUGAAUGACUAAAAUGUCUAUGCCAUUAAAAAAAUAUUAAUAAAUAAAGAAGAAAUUCUUGCCUUAAGCCGUACAAAAAGGUGAAAACAAUACUUAUGGCAAAAUAUAUUUCUGGAUGUAGCUGAUUUUUUUAUGUUAGCUGAAUGUUUGGAUGUAACUGAAUGUUUUAGUCUUUAAUAUUAUGUCCCAUGUGUGGUGCACCAUGUGGUUUACGAAGUACUACCAUAAAGAAGGAUAAGAAAGAUUUCAAUUAAAACCAAAAAACUAAAACAAGAGGCCAUGUGUUAUUGACAUUAUAAAUUAUAGACAUUGUCUCUCCAUGAAGUUAUAGAAAAAUAAUUUUUUUUUAGAAGGAGAAUGGCAUAAACCUGGAAACAAGGCAUUAUUAGCGAAGACAUACACUUUUUCAUAGUUCCAUGACAAUGUUUUAGAUUUUUCUAACAUUAUUUUAUUAAUUUAUUGCAUGCCCAUCUAUGCCAACGAUAUAUUUUUUGGUUUUUGCACUUUGUUGUUAAUGAUUUGAAUAUAUAAGUACAAAAAUGAUUACUUUAUUAGUAAGUUCGAUAUCUGUAUUAAUUUAUUUUUCUAUAUGGCAUACGUACCUGUGUGUAUUCAGCGGGAACCAAUAACAGAAACAAUAUGGCAACACUGUAGCUCUUGAUAUAUUGUUUGUAGCUACCUUGUAUUUAGGUAUAAUAAUAGUAAAUGGAAAUAAGUUUUAAAAUAAUUUCAAAUUUAAUAUUUGGUAUUGCCACUUUUUACAGCAAUUAUAUUCUUCCUCCAGUGAUGCUACAGCUCAUAUUUGCUCUUGAUUCCUGCAAUUUAUGCCACCGGCAUUGUCCUCCCUCCUCUCCAAGCUCUAUGAUCCAUCACAUUUAAUGUCCAUUGAUAUUUUAACCUUUCCAUUCCUUUCCUUUGGGAAACAAAAGAAGAAAAGGAAGACAUGGAUGGACCAAAUCCAUGAUAUAGGUGAAAGGAGAGACAUGAAGAACCUGGCCACCAAUAGAAGUGCAUGGAAGAAGUGAAUAAGAGGCGGAACCCUAUAUCCGACUCCCUGAAGGGCACUAAGGAUUAUGAGAGAGAAAAAGAAGAAUUGCUUUCCUUUUGGUCUCCUGGCCUUCAUCUUACUGGUUACGAAGCUACUCGCCAAUCUACCAAUCUCACGGCCCUUUUUGGAAACCUCAUGAGAUAAUGCAACUCUCAUAUCUUUUACGUGGCCCUUCUUUUGUUCUUCUAGUGCCGACUCCACUAGUGAAGAUUUGCUAUAACCAUUGCAAAUUCGUCUUUAUUUUCUGCUUUUCCUAAAAGCAUCUGUGUGUUUAACCCGGUUCAGUCGCGAAUGUUUUGUUCUUCUGGCCAGCAUUUUACCCUCUAGGGCUUUUGUUGGCACUCUCUCAAUGUUAGUGCUUUUAUGGAUAACCUCACUACAUUCUUCACUUUCCCAUCUUGUCCAUGGUAUCCCUUUUGCUCUUCCAGUCUACAGUUUAUUUUCUAUAGCACUUCUUCACAAUCUAUCAAUAUCAGGACUCUUCUUGACAAGUUCACUACAGAACUCAUUCACUCUCCGCGACUUCUCUAUUAUUCUUUCAUGUUGCCAUUUACUCUGUAGGGAUUUUCUGGGCAAUCUACACUGCGGUGCAAAAAAAUCGAUCCACUAAAAAUUUGGUCAUUUUUAAUGUUUCGAAUUUCCUAAACCUGUUGUCCGAUUUAAGCGAUUUUUUACCACGUUAUAGCCUUAUUCACUGACAAUAUCGCUGUAAUAAUAUUGUUGCUAGACAGUCAAACUGUCAUUGUAUACCGGGUGUACGAAUCAAACUGCUUUUUUCUCAAAGUUCGCAUCACCCUGUGGAUUAUUCUAUCAUUUAUAAAAUACUGAAAUUAAAACCCAACUAUACAUCAGGUUUUCUUAACAUUUUGCCUUUCGAUUCAUUCGCUUAUGUUAGAUAAUAAAAAAGUUAGCUACUUUAACAACUGCCCAUGUUCGUCAUCAGUACAGGGUGUUUUCUAAAUAAGUGCGACAAACUUUAAGGGGUAAUUUUACAUGAGAAAAUAAUGAUAAUUUGCUUUAUAAUCAUAUGUCCGCAAACGCUUCGUUUCCGAGAUACGGGAUGUUCAAUUUUUUUACAAACUGAUGAUUUAUUUAUUGCUUUAAAACCAGUUUAGAUAUGCAAAUGAAAUUUGGUGGGUUUUAAGACGUAGUUAUUGCACAUUUUUUAACAUACAAUUAAACAUUGUAUAUUCACUAUUGGCGUGCGCACGGGUAAUAUUAUCGGUCAUAAUACCCGUGUGCGCGCCAAUGGUGAAUAUUAAAUUCUUAAUUGUAUGUCAAAAAAUGUGCAAUAACUACGUGUUAAAACCCACCAAAUUUGAUUUGCAUAUCUCAACUGGUUUUAAAACAAUAAAUAAAUCGUGAGUUUGUAAAAAAAACAUUGAACAUCCCGUAUCUCGGAACGAAGCGUUUGCGGACAUAUGAUUAUAAAGCAAAUUGUCAAUCUUUUCUCAUGUAAAAUUACCCCUUAAAGUUUGUCGCACUUAUUUAGAAAUACCCUGUACUGAUGACGAACAUGACCAGUUGUUAAAGUACCUAAUUUUUUUAUUAUCCAACAUAAGCGAGUGCAUCGAAAGACAAAAUGUUAAGAAAACCUGAGGCUAUAGUUGGGUUUUAAUUUCAGUAUUUUAUAAAUGCUAGAAGUCGAUCGGAUAGCUCAGUGCGACUAGCGGCUGACCCACACUUCACUUCGCCUUAAGGUAUGUGAGUUCAAGCCCAGCCCAGGCCAUCGGAAAAACAAAAAGGCUAACGCGCCAGUAUAAAAUUCUUAAUAUGAAUCUGGCGCUUAGACUGGAAUAUGCGGGCAUCUGAUCGACCUAUGAGGGAGCAGUACGGCAAGGGAUAAGGGCUUGCGGCUCGGUGAUACUCCCCCAUAGAUCCCUACCGAAGGGCAUUGACGCCUAAGAACGGUGUAAUACAUACAUACAUAAAUGCUAGAAUAAUCCAGAGGGUGAUGUGAACUUUGAGAAAAAAAGACAGUUUGAUUCGUACACCCGGUAUACAAUGACAGUUUGACUGUCUAGCAACAAUAUUAUUACAGCGAUAUUGUCAAUGAAUAAGGCUAUAACGUGAUAAACAAUUACUUAAAUCGGACAACUGGUUUAGGAAAUUCGAAACAUCAAAAAUGACCAACUUUUUAGUGGAUCGAUUUUUUUGCACCGCAGUGUAUCAAUACCAGGACUCCCCUUAGCAAUCCCGUUACAUAACCAGUCCAUUGAAAUCUAUGAACUGUCAACUCAAAGCAUGUGUUGGCUGGGCAGUGCUUUUCGAACGAUUUCCCAGUGUUGCCAACCUAUUUUUAUUCCUUGGUUCUUAUGUAUAACGCAAGAGGGUAAGCCAAAUAAAAAAGUCUAAGUAGUGUUUUUCCGGCUAGUGUGUACAUAUUAAAACUUUAUAACUAUACUAUGUAAGGUUUUUAAUAAUCACUUACAGACGCGUAAUCUCAAUGUGUGAAUGUUUCCUGUUAUUUUUUUAUACAAAUAAGAAGGGUGUGAAGUUUAUUUAACUUUAUCUAGAGGUUGUAUACGGAGAUAUAAUAUUAAAGUAAUGUUAUUUUUGUUAUAGAGUUUUAUAGCAUACUAUUUAAGGCAAUUGUUGGAAUAUUGGUAAAUUACGAAUAGUUGGACAGAAAAAUGGCUGGAAAAUUACCAAAGACGUUUAGGUAGGGAUAGUUUGAGACAUCUUCAUAAAGAGAACGGCUUAAAGAAUACACAAAACAGGAAAACAACUAGUCGUAGAGAGAACAAGCUACUUACCAGUGACAUGUGAGCAGAGAAGCCUAACAAAAUCAAUUAAAAUAGAAGUAUCUGAAAAUAUCAUUUCACGAACCCCCUUAGUCUAGAACAUUGAGGGUUAUGUGAAUUAUUAAAAACAUAGCCCAUAAAAAGAAUAAGACGAAGAAGAACAUUUAGGUUAGAACCCCAUUGACGAAUUCUUACAAACGAAAGCGGGGACACAGAGGGGGAAAAGUGCCUCAAAGAAUUAAAAAAACCAAGAAAUGUUAGUAAUAGCAUUGUUUAUAUAGGGAGAUAGUUGGUCAGCCCAAUAGGUAAAUAUGUUUGAUUCAAAUCGAGACAGUCACCAGAUGUCCCCACAAUUUCUGUCGGGGGCGCAACGUUAAAAUGCAUAGACACCAAGUUGGAUACGAUCCUAUUCAUAACACCCCAACUCGCAUACAUAUUAAGAAAAAUAAAUAUACAGGGUGUUUCAUUAAUAAUUGUCCAUAUAGUAACUGGAGAAACCUUAGCACAAAAUACGAAGAUUUAACCUAAAACACUUAAAUAAAAUGUGGUUCCUUACUGAGUUACAGGGUGUUUUAUCUAAAAAUUUAAAAACUAUUUUUGCUCAGCAUUUUAAAACUAUUCGACGUAUCCGUUUCAUACUUGGCAGUAAGUGCGACUACUAUACACCCUAUAAAUUAUGAUAAACAAACGUUUCUGGCUACUACCAGAGGCGUACGACAGGGGAUAGUGAAUGGUUGACCCUUCUCAAAUUCUACGCCACUGGAGGAAUUACUAUUGUAGUGCCAUUUUUAAAUUCUCUAAUACUUUCUACGUAAAUAAUAUACUCCUCAUUGGUAACGAUAAAGUCAUUAGUUUUGGAGAUCUUUGAAGUUCAAAAUGAAACGACACGGUUAUUUUGAUUAAUGUAUUGUGUCGCUUCAUUUUUAAUUUCAAAUAUCUCGAAAACUAAUCAUUUUAUCGUUACGAAUGAAGAGUAUAUUAUUUACAUAAAAAGUAUUGAACAAUCAAAAAAUUAUACUGAAAUAUCAAUUUCGUCAGUGUCGUAGAAUUUGGGAAGGGUCAACCAGCCAGUACCCCCUGUCGUACGCCUCUGGUAGUAGCUAGAAACGUUUAUUUAUCUUAAUUCAGUAGGGUGUACAGUACCUACACUUUCUGCCAAGUAUGAUAAGGACACGCCAAAUAGUUUGAAAGUACUGGGUAAAAAUAAUUUUUAAAUUUUAAUCAUAUGAAUCAUAUCAUAAAUUAAUCAAAAUAACUGUGUUAUUUUGAUUAAUUUUCAUAUUUAACUUCAAAUAUCUCGAAAACUAAUGACUUUAUCGUUACCAAUGAGGAGUAUAUUAUUUACGUAGAAAGUAUUGGAGAAUUUAAAAAUGACACUAAAAUAGUAAUUCCUCCAGUGGCGUAGAAUUUGAGAAGGGUCAACCAUUCACUAUCCCCUGUCGUACGCCUCUGAUAGAAGCCAGAAACGUUUGUUUAUCAUAAUUUAGUAGGGUGUAUAGUAGUCGCACUUACUGCCAAGUAUGAAACGGAUACGUCGAAUAGUUUUAAAACGCUGAGCAAAAAUAAUUUUUAGAUAAAACACCCUGUAACUCAGUAAGGAACCACAUUUUAUUUAAGUGUUUUAGGUUAAAUCUUCGUAUUUUAUGCUAAGAAUUCUCCAGUUACUAUAUGGACAAUUAUUAAUGAAACACCCGUAUAGAAGAGCAUAUUUAGAAAUUGAAUUAAUGAUGUCAUGCUACUAUACAAUAAGUGAGUUCGCGGGAGCCUGUCGGCGACUAGUCGGCGACAAAUUGGCAGCAAAACGCAUGCGCACUUUAAAAUGAUAUAAAUAAUAUCGUUAAUAGAUAAAUAUACAAGAUAUAUUUACCUAGUAUAAUUUAAUAAUUAGUUAUUAAUAUUAAUUAAAAGUAAAUAUACCUUGUAUAUUUAUCUAUUAACGGUAUUAUUUAUAUUAAGUGAGGUUAGAAAUUGUCGGCGACAAUUUGUCAACUGUACCCGCGAACGCACCUAUUAUAAUAUAGGUAAUAGCAUGGCAUCAUUAAUUCCAUUUCUAAAUAUAUUCUUCCAUAUAUUUUAUAUUUAUUUUUAUACAUUUAUUUUUCUUAAUAUGUAUACGAGUUGGGGUGUUAUGAAUAGGAUCGUAUCCAACUUGGUGUCUGUGCAUUUUGACAUUGCGACCCUGACAGAAAUUGUGGGGACAUCUGGUGACUGUCUCAAUUUGAAUCAAACAAAUUUUCCUAUUGGGCUGACCAACUAUCCCUAUAAAAACAACGGUAAUAGUUGACUAUGUUUGUGUCAUAUUGCAUAUUAUAUCUUAAUGCGAUCAGUCUUGGUGACACUACCAGAUGGCGGGUAUUUACACGCAAUCAUGGCGCAUAAUGUUCAACAUAUCCAAUUCUUAUUCUUAUUAUGUUCUUCUUAUUAUUAUGUUCUAUUCAAUAUCUUAAGGUAAAUAAAAAGUUUGAAGAUGGAAUUAAAAGGAAGUGAAUUAAUGUUGGGAAAAAAAGUUAUUGAGUGAAUGAUCAGUCUUUAUUUAAUAAUAAUUAUAAGAAAUAAAGAAAAGGAGACUAAUAUUCUAUUCUUUCCUAGAAGUCGUUAGAAUGUCUGUUUGUAGCCAAGUAUCAUGACAAUUGCUUUAAAUAUCAAUCAUCCAAAGACAUAAACAUUGUUAAAUAUUAAAUACUAAUCACAAGUGUCAUAUUAAUAAAUUAUUAAUACUG
Diabrotica virgifera virgifera (western corn rootworm) is the source of this 24675-nucleotide messenger RNA. RefSeq names its product ninein (gene Bsg25D). Gene Ontology annotation, cellular component: centrosome. The transcript is spliced from 8 exons. Lineage: Eukaryota; Metazoa; Arthropoda; Insecta; Coleoptera; Chrysomelidae. The coding region runs from base 189 to 3806 and encodes 1205 amino acids. The record is from RefSeq and is a predicted model, not a curated record. Gene Ontology annotation, biological process: microtubule anchoring at centrosome. Gene Ontology annotation, molecular function: calcium ion binding.